Molecule: messenger RNA, 1654 nt
Organism: Prorocentrum cordatum
Lineage: Eukaryota; Dinophyceae; Prorocentrales; Prorocentraceae
Source: the annotation of a GenBank genome assembly
AUGGCGCCAGCACCGUGGUCCAAAGAGUCCUGUAUCAAGUCGGGCCGAGAUGGCUGGUCAGGCGACGGUUGGAGCAAAGUGUCUCGUGCAGGCAACAGGGCGUGCAAGCCCAAUGAUAAUAAUCAGUCCUACACGGUGUGCAAGUGCGGCCAUUGCAUUUCCGACCGCCUUCUCCUUCUCCUGCGUCAUGGUGAGUGGGCGGGUUGUGGCAAGCAUCUGUUCCCUUGUGACCUUGAGGGUUCAAGCUUGCCCGCAUUCGCCGACGGAACUGGAACCCAGAGCUUGAUGAAGCCCGUGCUGCCGCAGUCAAGAAGGCCGCCGGUCUGCGCCCCCUACGCAGAGCUGCCGAGUGGCUCAAGGAAAGAGGCGUCGCCGGCCGAUCCAGAGCCCCUGGAGUUCGACAUCGGCGAGGUGCACCUCGAUUCGGGGUGGGAGUUCAGCGAGUGGGCUCUUGCGCUCGAACUCGCGCGUCGCGGCAGGACGGGCGCCCAUCGGGCCUGCGAGCCGCCGAAGUCCGCGGUUGGCCCCGAGCCUGAAAGCGCCCGCGUCGGGCCGGCCUCGGUUUGUCAGCUCGAGAAGGCAUCGGCGCUCGACGGGCGCGGCAGAGGAUUCGGGCGCCUGUCGUUGGCGCCUGGGGCCGCGCAGUCCCUGGAUGCUGGGGCGCGGUCGUCGGCCCCCCUGUUCAACGUGCCCGUUGGCUUGGAGAACGUGAAUCGGCCGUAUCUUUCGAGCCGAAUGGAAGGCGCCAUCCGGGUGCCGCUCGAUGGCCUCCCCGGCUGUUCGCGCGCGCUGGCCUGGCGGCUGGGCCAGCGGGGCGGUUUGGGCGCCCGAGGUUCGUUGUUCGUCAGCCCCGACAACGCGAAGGCAGUAGAGGGGCCAGGCCCGUUUAAGUGGGGGGGCGCGGGGCUGCAGCUGGAGUCUAAUCUUGAGAACACUGGCGCUCUCAUUCCAGAGGAGUUCGGGCAGGCCCCGCCGGAGUCGCUAUUCCCGGAAGCGUCUUUGGGGAGGGCAAAGGGGGUGGUCGACAGCCUUAAGCAGUCGGUGCCAAGGGCCGGGCUGUCGGUUAUCGCGGAAGGGGCCACGUGCAUCAGCGCUGUCGCCGCUGGCCUGACCAGGGCAGAGUCGCGGCUGCGCAGGAGUGCCAGUUUAUGCUUUCUUGCCGUUCCUGUCGCGAGGGCGACCGGGUUUAUUUCCGCCCCAGGUUGGAGCUGCGACCAGUGCGGCAAGUUCUCUGCCAAGACCCAUUCCGGCGACUUGGCCCGCCUCAGGCGUGGGAGCUGGGCCACCCAGCCGGUCCGCACGGGCAUCGUGUCUUGCCAGCCGGACGGGCGCUCGCGCUCGCCGUGGAAGGGUGCAGACGAGGCGAACGUGGACUGCCCGAGGGAGCGCUACACGGUCGAGGGUCAGCGAGGUCGUCAACGAGGUCGUCGUUGCCAUCAUCAACGAGGCCGCCGUCCUCGUCCUCGCCGUCGCCCUCUGGCGGCGUGGCCCCUGGAAGGCAUGCGCGUGACCCGGGCCGACGGGCGCGGCACGCAGCACUUCACCCUGCACUGGGACCCGCACUCGCAGCGCCUGCAGUGGGGCACGCACGGCCGGCUGUGGCUGGGCGCUCCCCCGCGCCCCAGCGCGCCAGCAGUAGUAUCGAAAUGGGUAC